Contarinia nasturtii (swede midge) is the source of this 2860-nucleotide messenger RNA. RefSeq lists its product as uncharacterized. The record is from RefSeq and is a predicted model, not a curated record. Bases 434 to 1966 code for a protein of 510 amino acids. Lineage: Eukaryota; Metazoa; Arthropoda; Insecta; Diptera; Cecidomyiidae. The transcript is spliced from 3 exons.
UAAUAGUCGAUAUCGGAUAUUGCCCGAGUUUCGUUUCAUGGUAGAAAGAAACAGUGAAGAACAGUUCCGAUGGCCAGAUGAUGAAAAGUUGGGAAAUGGUUUGAGAUAUUUUUAUAAACAAUAUAUCACAAACAUUCAAACCAAUACCAACACAUGGUGUGAAAAACGACUUGAGAAUUUUUUUCGAAUGCGUUGUUGGUAUCGCAAUCGAUUCAACAAUGGCUCAAGAUUUGAUAACAUCGACAUCAGAAAUGCCAAAGAGUUUUCAUAUCGAUUUAAGAAUUUAACAAAUGGUAAUAAUGUGGAUCCACAACGCGUUGAAAAAUUCAAUAUUUUAAUGAGAGAUUUGACUGAAAUUGGAUGGUCGGGAACAGUGAGUAUGAAAUUUUUCGCAAAAUAUCGUUGAUUUGAAUCACUGUGGUUGUUCGGUCAAAUGCAACGGCAAAUAGAAGUGUAUCACAGUCAUGCCGAACAAUGGAAUACCAUUCAUGAAAUGUUUCGUAACAAUCCGAACUUUCAAGAGCCAACAAUCAAUCGACCACCAAAAAUAAGCAGUUUUGCUCUUAUACCAUUAUGCGACUACCAUUUGAAAAACGUGCGAUUGGACAUUAAGGACUUGUAUUAUAAAAUUGUAAACGAGCUUGAUUUGGUGCCUUCUUUUCUCAAUACGCGGACCAACCGGAUGAAUAAGAGAAAUUUAAAGUACUACACCCAAACUGAUCGAUCAGGUCUAUGGAAUAUGUUGUUCGAUGUCGGUAAAAUAAAUAAAUUGGGCAAAUCGAAACCAUUCCAUCAUCAGAUUUUGACCGAUAGUGUUUCAAUAUCCAUAAUGUACAAGAAACCACAGCGACAACAACGACCACAGCGACAACAACGACCACAGCAAACAACCCAAGCGAAUCGGGGGCCGGAAAAACUCAUUGGCAAGAAAUACAUCAUUGGAAUCGAUCCAAAUGAAAAAUCGUGGUUAACUGUAGUGCGUCGCAACAUUCAAAAAACACCUGAUGAGCCGGCUGUUGAGGAAAACAUUAUAAUACCAAACCAGCGUUUUCAUUGGGAAACUCAGCAGAAAAAACGAGACAAAGAAGCGAAAAAGUUGGCUGGAUGGUUUGAUAUCGAAGAGAAGGAACAUCUCAAAACAUACCCAUAUCGUCCACCAUCACCACGUAAUUCAACAUGGAAAUCAUACAUUGAAUAUCGCAUUAAAAUGUUACGAAAAGGAAUGGCAGCUUAUGCGACGCGUGAAUAUGCACGACUGGAUUUAGACCAUCACAUUCGCUCGACCAGAGUAAAUGAUCAAAUCGCCGUGUGUGUGACAAACAACAAACCGUCGUUGGUUCAAUUUGGUGCUUGGGCGAUGAAACCCGAUCGACCGUUUAGAAUAAAAAAGCGUAAAAGAUGUCCGGGAUCGCGUAAGUUUCGUGUGAGCAUUAAGAAACUUGGACAUUCAGAAGUUGAAAUGCAAGAUGAAUGGGGAACAUCACAAACAUGCGCGAAUUGUCAGGAACGUUUUCCAAGGCACACAAAAGAUGAUCGAUUUAAAGUGUGCUACGAUUGUAGAGCGAAAAAGAUUGAUGGCCUGCCAGAUUCAGUCGCUGGACUGCCAGAUAUCAUUGUGUCAACGGUCAACAGACGUGUUUUGAGAAGAAAACGUGCAAUUAUUAAGCGACAAAUUAUCGAUGGCAAUCGUGAGGCUGUGAACGAAAAACUUCGGACUGGGCGUUUAAUGUCAAAGGUUAAAGUUACCUACAAAAAUUGGCCAUUAAAUGUUGAUGAUGAUGAUGUUGUUCCACAAACAGUUACUUGGCACCGAGAUAUUGUUGCAGCAAAAUGCAUUAUGCUCAAAGGUAUGAAUCAAUUGGAAACAGAAUAUUCAUUAUUUAAUGUAUUUGCUUUAAAUUACAUAGGACUUUGCCGGAUCUUUGAUGUACCAUUGCCAGUUUCAUUGUUAAGACCGCCGGACUAAAACAACAAUGUCAACUAACAAACAUCAUCAAUUAAUCAUACAUUCAAAAAAUUACAUAAAAUAAAAUAUUUUAACUAUUAUAGUUAGCUUAGCUAGACAUGAACAGACUAUAUAAAGUCUUGUGGUCUAGUUGUACAAUAGUACAACAUUGUACGGAGGGGGAGUACCCGUAGAGAUACAAACAAAGAACGAAAUCGUUUUAUUUACAAAAUAAAAAUGAAAACUUUAUUCACAUGAAUUUUUGUACAAUAAGCAAUUAGAGUUCUUAUUCGAUAAAUAUUUAAUUGAGUUGUUGAUUUUUUUUCUUUAUAAAGGUGCAUUCAGCAAUACAAAUCUAUUGUAAAUAUGAGUUCGAGUGUGUUUGGUGUGUGAGUGAAUAACAAUUGAAUUGAAAAACAAAUUUAUUUUUGGCGAAGAAAUCUUCACAUUAAUUGAUUUUUAUUUUCUUCUUGAAUUCUUUUCAACUAGGUUAUACUUAUGCAAAUUGUGCGUUUGAUAGCAGUGAAUGACUUGUACUUGAAUUUGGCUCUUCGUCGCUUGCAUCCUGAUCCAAUUUUUCAAAUCCGCGAUUUCGUUCCAAUAAAUUACCUAAUUUAAAUCCAUCCGUUUUUUUUCGGUUAACCGCCGGAAAGUCCCAAGCAUGCCUUCGGCGAUUCCUUGAAACUUAUGUAUUUGUAAACCGAACAAAUAUGCGGCGCACAAGAAAAAAAUAAAUGAAAUUUAAUAGAGAAAAUAAAUGUCAUCAGCCAAAAAUAUAUUCUCUCAUCAUGAUGUGAUUAAGCAUAUUCAAAAUAAAAACCAAUUUCAUGUUUUCAUUUAAAGUCAGUUUUAAUUGGUGUAUAUUGGUGUAUAUGAACAGCACUACAUGACCACAUUUAUACAUAUAAUGGACGA